GGUGCCCCGGGCUCUGGCCAUGGCCGGGCAGGGCGCAGGGCCGAGCGUCCCGGGGGCGCCCAGGGGCGUCGGGCUCAGUCUGGGGCUGCUGCUGCAGUUGCUGCUGCUCCUGGGGCCGGCUCGGGGCUUCGGGGACGAGGAGGAGCGGCGCUGCGACCCUAUCCGCAUCUCCAUGUGCCAGAACCUCGGCUACAACGUGACCAAGAUGCCCAACCUGGUGGGGCACGAGCUGCAGACGGACGCCGAGCUGCAGCUGACAACUUUCACGCCGCUCAUCCAGUACGGCUGCUCCAGCCAGCUGCAGUUCUUCCUUUGUUCGGUGUAUGUGCCAAUGUGCACAGAGAAGAUCAACAUCCCCAUCGGCCCAUGCGGCGGCAUGUGUCUUUCAGUCAAGAGACGCUGUGAACCCGUCCUGAAGGAAUUUGGAUUUGCCUGGCCAGAGAGCCUGAACUGCAGUAAAUUUCCACCACAGAACGAUCACAACCACAUGUGCAUGGAAGGGCCAGGUGAUGAAGAGGUGCCUUUACCUCACAAAACCUCCAUCCAGCCUGGGGAAGAGUGUCACUCCGUGGGAACUAAUUCUGAUCAGUACAUCUGGGUGAAAAGGAGCCUAAACUGUGUUCUCAAGUGUGGCUAUGAUGCUGGCUUGUACAGCCGCUCAGCCAAGGAGUUCACUGACAUCUGGAUGGCCGUGUGGGCCAGCUUAUGCUUCAUCUCCACUGCCUUUACAGUGCUGACCUUCCUGAUCGAUUCUUCCAGGUUUUCCUACCCUGAGCGCCCCAUCAUAUUUCUCAGUAUGUGCUAUAAUAUUUAUAGCAUUGCUUAUAUUGUCAGGCUGACUGUAGGCCGGGAAAGGAUAUCCUGCGAUUUUGAAGAGGCAGCAGAACCCGUUCUCAUCCAAGAAGGACUUAAGAACACAGGAUGUGCAAUCAUUUUCUUGCUGAUGUACUUUUUUGGAAUGGCCAGCUCCAUUUGGUGGGUUAUUUUGACACUAACUUGGUUUUUGGCAGCAGGACUCAAAUGGGGUCAUGAAGCCAUAGAAAUGCACAGCUCUUAUUUCCACAUUGCAGCCUGGGCCAUCCCUGCAGUGAAAACCAUUGUGAUUUUGAUUAUGAGACUGGUGGAUGCAGAUGAACUGACUGGCCUGUGCUAUGUUGGGAACCAAAAUCUUGAUGCCCUCACUGGCUUCGUGGUGGCUCCCCUCUUCACUUAUUUGGUGAUUGGAACUUUGUUCAUUGCUGCAGGUUUGGUGGCCUUGUUCAAAAUUAGGUCAAAUCUUCAAAAGGAUGGGACAAAGACAGACAAAUUGGAAAGGCUGAUGGUCAAGAUUGGGGUCUUCUCAGUGCUAUACACGGUUCCUGCAACCUGUGUGAUUGCUUGUUAUUUCUAUGAAAUCUCCAACUGGGCACUCUUCCGGUAUUCUGCAGAUGACUCCAAUAUGGCAGUUGAAAUGUUGAAAAUUUUUAUGUCUUUGCUGGUGGGCAUCACUUCAGGCAUGUGGAUUUGGUCUGCCAAAACUCUUCACACAUGGCAGAAGUGUUCCAACAGAUUGGUAAACUCUGGGAAGGUAAAGAGAGAGAAGAGAGGGAAUGGUUGGGUGAAACCUGGGAAAGGCAAUGAGACUGUGGUAUAAGACUAGCCAGCCUCCACAUUUUCUUCAUUUUGAAGGGGGGGUGAUGCCAGCAUUUCAGUGGAAAUGAUACUAAAAGUUUUAUGCAGUGGAUCUCAGUUUGAACAAACUAGCACCCCUACCAACCCACCCCCACACCAGCAUCAGAAAACCAAUGAUUUUGCUGCAGACUUUGGAAUGAUCCAAAUGGAAAAGCCAGUUAGAGGCUUUCAAAGCUGUGAAGAAUCAAAACGUUGAUCACUUUAGCAGGUCGCAGCUUGGAGUGUAGAGGUCCUGCCUAGAUUCCAGCAAGUCUAGGGCUAUGCUGUUUUCCCCUGCAGAGUGGGAUUUGAGCUAUGAGUUGGUAACUUGCAGGGAGAAAGAUUAACUUCUUUAACCCUUAAAAAUUUUAAAUACUAACUGGGUUUUUCAGAUAGCAAAGCGAUCAUCUAUAAACACUGGAAACGCUGGGUUCAGAGAAGUGUUAUAAGAGUUUUUAUAGUUUGGCUGAUCUAACAUAAACAUCUUCCGUGGUGUGCUGUCUGCUGUUUAGAACUUCAUGGACUGCACUCCCAAGAGGUGGUGUCAGAAUCAUUUAGUGCCUUUGUCAUAAAACAGAAUUGUUUGAACAAACAAAAGUACUGUACUAACACAUAUAAGGUAUCCAGUGGGCUUUUCUCUCUUCUUAAAUUUCAACACCUCUAUUCUAGGCUGCUGCUGUUUUCUUCAUUUAACACUAAUGAUUCAAAAAAGGUAUUUUCAUAGGAAUUUUUGCACUGCAGCAUGCCUAAUGAGGGAAAAAGGAAGGGUGACUCACUUUCUGACAAUCACUUGAUUCAGAGGAAAAUGAGAUUUACUAAGUUAACUUACCUUACCAACCCCAGAGACCUAUUGCAUUGAGCAAUGGGGACUUAAUAUAUUUUACUUUGUGAUUGUAUCUAUGCAGACGCCAGUCUGGAAGAACUGAAAUGUUAAGUUUCUUGGCAACUUUGCAUUCACACAGAUUAACUGUGUAAUAUGCGUGUGUCAAUUACAAUUAAAAGCACAUUCUUGGACCAUGACAUAUUAUACUCAACUGACUUUAAAUCUAUGGUCAACUUGCAUUCUUAGAAUGAUAGUGCCUUUUUUUUCUUUAGCAUACGAAUGUUAUCAGAGUCUGGUCUACUUACCACAAUGGAGACUUUUCAGUUUUGUAAAGGGAACUAAGGACAGCUAAUCCAACAACUUGGUGCAUAAUUGUUUCCUAGUAAUUGGCAAAGGCUCCUUGUAAGAUUUCAUUGGAGGCAGUGUGGCCUGGAGUAUUUAUAUGGUGCUUAAUGAAUCUCCAGAAUGCCAGCCAGGAGCUUGAUCGGUUAGCGGGGAAUAAAGUGUAGACCAUAUGAAAUGAACUGCAAACUCAAACAGCACAGGUCUUAAUUGCUUUUUGCAGAGGUAUCCAAAACUUUUAAAAUUUACGCCUUACGUUCCUCACAAGGAGGUACCCCCUAGCAGCCUCUCAAAAGUUGCAGUUCUUUUAGAAAUCAUACUGGCCUUUCUCUUAAUCUGCCUUAGGCCUUCUAAUCACCAGA
Galeopterus variegatus (Sunda flying lemur) is the source of this 3177-nucleotide messenger RNA. It is a transcript of the gene FZD4, whose product is annotated as frizzled class receptor 4. Bases 20 to 1633 code for a protein of 537 amino acids. Gene Ontology annotation, cellular component: plasma membrane. Lineage: Eukaryota; Metazoa; Chordata; Mammalia; Dermoptera; Cynocephalidae. Gene Ontology annotation, molecular function: Wnt-protein binding; Wnt receptor activity. Gene Ontology annotation, biological process: canonical Wnt signaling pathway; non-canonical Wnt signaling pathway; retina vasculature morphogenesis in camera-type eye. The record is from RefSeq and is a predicted model, not a curated record. The transcript has 2 exons.